AGGGUAAUUUUUCAGAAUUAAAAGCUACCUGUGAUGUCAAUGCUACAGAAGGAUUUCAUGAUUCCAAGUGUGGCCUGUGUGUCGCAGGAAGACCAGGAAAACAUGACACUGAAAGUCACGUUGCUAAGUAGUGAGUGGAAAUCAUCAACUAAUGGGGACUUGUCAACUAUCAACCGAGAGCUGGCGAUCCAGUUAGCUAAACACCAUAAUGUGGAUGUUAGUGUCUUGCUUCCAAAUUGCAGUGAAGUGGACAGGAGCAGUGCAGAAAGUCACAAAGUGAAGCUCAUCAAAGCAGAUAGAGUUCCUGGUUAUGACCCAGUUCUUUGCCUGUCAUUUCCUCCAAGAGACCAUACAAUGGACUGUGUCAUUGGUCAUGGAGUUCACCUUGGCCGACCAAUUGCUUCCAUCAAGAGAAAUCCAAAUUACAGUCAUUGCAAAUGGAUUCAAGUUGUUCACUCUGCUCCUGAAGAAGAUGGAAUGUACAGAAACAUUUCAGAAGGUGAACAAAUGCAAGUAACAGAAAUCCAACUCUGUAAAAUGGCUGAUCAAGUUAUCACAAUUGGACCCAAGUUGGCAGAAGCUUACAAGCGUUACCUUCGUCCAGUUAAACAGGAAGAAAAAGUUUUUGACCUUACUCCAAGCAUUUUCUCUGAAUUUUUGGCUGUAAAGCAAGCCACUGAAGAAAGAAGAACAUUCUGUAUUCUUGUAAUUGGAAGUGGUGACAACUGUGGAGAUUUCAAUGUCAAAGGGUACGACAUAGCUGCCAAAGCAAUUGCUGAGUUGAAAGAUGAAUCUUACAAACUCAAGUUUGUCUGUGCAGCUGGAGGAAAAGCAGAUAUUGUGGCAGAAAAGUUGCUCCAUAAUGGCAUUAGUCAUAAUCAGCUUAUUGUUUGCAGCUAUGAUGAUAACAGAGAAGUGCUGGCAAACUUAUUCUGUGAAAUGGAUCUUGCAAUAAUGCCAUCCAGGACAGAAGGUUUUGGAAUAACAGCUCUGGAAGCGUUAUCUGCUGGUCUGCCUGUACUUGUCAGUGGUAAUUCAGGACUCGGAGAAGCUCUGAAGAAAGUCACUUUAGGCUCACAGAGUGUGGUAGACUCUGAAGAUCCUAAAGACUGGGCCAAAGAAAUCAAGCGUGUCCGUCAGAAAGAGAGAGAUGUGCGACUUUCAGAGUCAAGAUUUCUACGUGAAAAGUACUUGGAGAAGUACAGCUGGGAGGAGCCUUGUAAGAGUCUUGUGAUAAAGAUGAAGAACCUUGUCUUUGCUCUGCACAGCUCUCUAGACUGUGAAGAAACAGAGUGGAAUAAACAAGGAGAGUCUAUACCAGAAAAAGCUCCAAAUGUUUCUUUAAAGAGAAAAAAAACCGAUGGGAAUGAACAAACAAAGUAUUUCCGAAAAGAGGCUCCAAACACCUCUGUAAGGAGUAAAACAACUGAUGGGAAUGAACAAACAAAGUCUGUUCAAGAAAGUGGUGGUCAGGUGGCAGAUAUCCCUACGGUUAAAGAUGGUGAACCAACAGAUUGCGAGUUAGAAUAUCUGUCUCUGGAACUUGCAGAAAAAUGGGAGGCAUUAGGAAGACGCCUGGAAUUCAACCAAGCUGCAAUAACUCGCUUUGAUAAAGCCAAUGAGGGGCUAGAAGCGAAGGCUUUUAAAAUGUUACUGGCUUGGAAACAAGGACAAGGCAGCAAAGCCACUUACACAGUUUUGUACAAUGCCUUGUGUCACAAAUUGGUGAAAUGUAAACGUCUAGCAGAACAGUUUUGUUGCGAGAGAUUGUAGGCAAUACCUCUCCUUAGUCUUAUAUUAUAAAGAAUGAUUAGUUUCUCUUAUCUAUUACGUCAUUUGUCUUUGUUAGUGCUCCAAAAAGUGUCUGUAUCGAGCAUUCGCGUUCAAUGAGUCGUUCCUUUUGCGCUCGAAGAUAAGAUAGAUUAGCUUUAGAGAAUAGAUAUUUACGCGUAUUUUUGCACCCAAGGACCGCAGGCUAAAGAACAUUGAUGUCGGGAUUCGCUCUGUUACGGGAAAAUUUACUGAUUCUUCCGUGUGUUUAUUUGGGACAUCUUUAUUCGUAAACUUUCCAUAUUUCAUUCAGUUCUUUCAUUCCAGUAAGUCAAAAAAAUUAUAAAAAACCAUGGUAGUUUUUAAGUAGUAAACUGAAAGAUUUUUGCUUUGUUGCUUGCUGUCAUUGUACGUCUGCAUGUCGGUACUUUUGUUCACCAUUACUAGUGAAAUUUUUAGGUAAAUAUAAGUGUUAAUGGUCUUUCUGGAAAAUUGGUUCUCAUGGUAGUCGGCAGCUGAGUUUGUGCUCACAAUUUAAUUUCCUCUCAUACGAUAGUUCCCACACUGACCUUGCAUAGAUACGCAGAAAUUUUUAAUGGCUUUUCCACUUUUAUUUCCUAAGCUGCUCUAUUGUAGCUAAGAUAGAUAUAUUUUUAAUAUCAGAGCUGUGAAUUCUCACCCAAGUUUCUUGUUUUAAAUGGCCUCGAGUUUAUUGUAUCCGCUUUCUUGACUUUGAAAUUCUUCCGUCGUAGAAACAGAUGGGAAUAUUUAAGUAGUUUUGGUUCAACUUUAAAGAGACCUUUUCCGCUUCUUUUGUUAUACUGUUCAAAUAUGGUAGAUUUAGAAAACAAUGGAACCUCACACCAGUUCAUAUUUAAGUAAGUACUUUGUAAGGCUUUUUCGAUUACAUAGACGACUGCGUGCCGAUUACAAGUUCAGCUUUGACUCUGGCAUGAUGUAUGUUAGAGUGCCGUACGAAUAAAAGUCUACUGUGGAACCAAAAUGCUGUCUUAUCCUUCACGUUCGUAAAAGCUCAUUUGAAGUAGAUCGCCGUGUGCCAGGAAAUCGUGACGAGUUUUCGUUCUCGCAAGCCGAGUGGUCUCUACCGAUUUAUUUUCCCCAUUAUUGUACGUUUCCCGCGAAGUCCAGUUUAGCGAGCGAAAACCUUUCGUCACAGCUCGAAUGUCCAGAGCAUGUGAAGCACAUUACCACCCUGAAGCAUCUCAUUUAAUACCUCACAGAUUGAAAUUAGAGUGCAUUUUCUCCUUAUUGUUCUCUGUGCGUUUCCUAAGGAACAGACAUGGAGAAUUGGUUUAACAGUCAAGAGCUUCUUAAGUUAGUGAUCAGUUACUAUAUUCGCGUUUUCUUAAAUUUUCAUUAAGGUUUGCACUGU
Pocillopora verrucosa is the source of this 3163-nucleotide messenger RNA. NCBI's taxonomy places the organism in Eukaryota, Metazoa, Cnidaria, Anthozoa, Scleractinia, Pocilloporidae. The record is from RefSeq and is a predicted model, not a curated record.